This is a messenger RNA of Aphanomyces invadans, 1167 nucleotides long. RefSeq lists its product as hypothetical. The record is from RefSeq and is a predicted model, not a curated record. Lineage: Eukaryota; Oomycota; Saprolegniomycetes; Saprolegniales; Verrucalvaceae. Gene Ontology annotation, cellular component: cytoplasm. The coding region runs from base 1 to 1167 and encodes 388 amino acids. Gene Ontology annotation, molecular function: hydrolase activity, acting on ester bonds. The transcript has 4 exons.
AUGCGCGUGACGUUGCCGCUUGUUGCCGUCGUCGCCCUGGCCACGCCACGGGCGACGACCGCAUUCAACGCGUCUAGUUUGCCCGUGGACGUGAACGACGUCUUCAAUUGGCUCGGGGGGGAAAUCCACAAACUCGAGCUGCCCGUGCUGAACGAAUACAUUGACACGACCGUCCAAGCCGCGCUCCGCGAAACAGCCAAGAUCGACCGCCCGCCGCUGAUGGCGCGCACCACGUCCGCGGGCGGCGCCGCAUUCACGAUCUUGCAAAUCCCAGAUUUGCACUAUUCCGGAAACGACGACACGGCAUGCCUCGACAAACCUGCUUCGAUGAAAGCGCCGUGCCAGCAACGAUACAUGGCCAUCAUGGUCGGCGCCCUCCUCGACGCCGUCCACCCCGACUUUGUCGUGUUCACGGGCGAUCAAAUUGAAGGCCAGUACGCGCCCCAGACAUGGGGCGACUCGUACAGGACCGUCGACAAGUAUGCCGCCGAAGCCACCAAGCGCAACAUUCCGUGGGCCAUGGUAUUUGGCAACCACGACGAAUCCAUUGCGCCAAAGCUCUUGAUGGCGUACAUCGAGUCGCUGCCGCUAUCGUACGCCAAGUACGGGCCCAUGACGAUUGGGGGCGUCGGCAACUACGAGUUAACGGUGCAAACCCGCGCGACCCACAACGCGUCGGCUCUGCGCCUGUACUUUAUCGACACGCACAAGGAUGGCAACGUAACGACCGACCAGCUCACGUACAUCAAGUCGCUCGCCGCAGCGCACCAGGUUCAAUACGACGUCGUGCCCGCCUUGAUGUUCUUCCACAUCCCGACCCCCGAGUACAAGAGCGGCCCCGUGCUGCAGGGCGAGCGCAACGAAGGAUGGGUGCCGCCCGCGCAACAUGGACUGUUUGACGCGAUGGUCCAAAUGGGCGACGUCAAAGCAUCGUUUUGUGGCCACAACCACUUGGACGACUUUUGCACCAAGAAGAGCAACAUCAGUUUGUGCAUCAGUGGCACGUCAGGGUAUGGCUGGGCGUACGGCAAGUCGACCAUGAGUCGAACGGCUCGUGUGAUCGAGUGGACCAAGAACGCGACGACCGAAACCAUCAGCACGUGGCUGUACUUUCACCAGUCGGCCAGCGUCUCCGAGAAGCUCGUGGUGUACGCCGCAACCAACUAA